CAGCUAAUAGGAACUGUGCUGAGCUAUACAAAGCUGGCCAAACAAUCAGCGGUGUGUACACAAUCGACCCUGAUGGUAAAGGUGCCUUUAAUGUGUUCUGUGAUCAAGAAACAACCGGAGGGGGGUGGACAGUGUUCCAGAAGAGGCUGGACGGCUCGGUUUCCUUUCGACCGUUACUGGGAUGACUACAAAAUUGGGUUUGGUAACCUGAAUGAUGAGUUCUGGCUUGGAUUGGACAAGAUUUACCGCCUGAAGGAAAAGAAACACAACUGCCUUCGAGUUGAUCUGGAGGACUUCACAUCCAGCACUGCUUACGCUGAAUAUGACAUGUUUGCAGUUACAAACGAAACGACUAAAUACAAGCUCAGUCUAAGAACGUUCUCAGGUAUCGUGCUUGGAAUGUAUUUAAUUUUGAUGUAUAGCAUUUUGUCUUCGUGUCUUAAUUAUUCGUUCAAAGCUUGUUUGUAAGUAAGUUUCAAAAGGAGCUCAGUUACUUUUCCAAACGUAGCCCCUCUCUUGCACUUCAAUACUAGAUUAUAUUCAGGUAUUCUACCCCAAACAUUCCUGCUAAAAUGUCCUUGUAUGACUUCUAGGAACUGCUGGUGACUCAUUAUUGGUGCAUCGUGGCUAUCCGUUUUCCACCAGAGACCGAGAUCAUGAUACUGCUAAAGCCAACUGCGCUUCGCAUUUCCAAGGAGCCUGGUGGUACACUAAUUGCCAUGAUUCAAACCUGAAUGGUUUGUAUUACAACGGUUCACAUCCACAUAAAGGUCAAGGUAUCGUCUGGAAUACAUGGAAAGGAAUUCAGUACUCUCUCAAGAGAGCUGAGAUGAAAAUCAGACCGACCGACUUUUAG
This is a messenger RNA of Porites lobata, 856 nucleotides long. Lineage: Eukaryota; Metazoa; Cnidaria; Anthozoa; Scleractinia; Poritidae. The record is from the annotation of a GenBank genome assembly.